Messenger RNA from Copidosoma floridanum, 822 nucleotides. RefSeq names its product nicotinic acetylcholine receptor alpha6 (gene nAChRalpha6). Gene Ontology annotation, molecular function: transmembrane signaling receptor activity; acetylcholine-gated monoatomic cation-selective channel activity. Gene Ontology annotation, biological process: monoatomic ion transmembrane transport. Lineage: Eukaryota; Metazoa; Arthropoda; Insecta; Hymenoptera; Encyrtidae. Gene Ontology annotation, cellular component: postsynaptic membrane. The record is from RefSeq and is a predicted model, not a curated record.
AGCAAAACCUCAAUAUACAUGAACCACGUAAAGUGUGAUUUACGGAAAUGUCAGAAUGCAGUAGUGACACUUUUGUUUUUAAUGCAAUUUUCUCGACCUCGAUAGCUCGAUCUGGUACUCAACUCUGAGGAAGGUGGUGACUUAUCCGAUUUCAUCAUGAACGGAGAAUGGUACCUCAUUGGUAUGCCAGGCAAAAAAAACACGAUUGUUUAUCAAUGCUGCCCAGAACCGUACGUCGAUGUAACCUUUACUAUACAAAUCCGUCGACGUACCCUGUACUACUUUUUCAACCUCAUAGUGCCAUGCGUCCUCAUAUCGAGUAUGGCACUACUUGGAUUCACCUUGCCUCCUGACUCGGGGGAAAAACUCACCCUAGGGGUGACCAUCUUACUGUCGUUGACGGUGUUCCUGAAUCUCGUUGCCGAGACCUUACCACAGGUCUCCGAUGCUAUACCCCUGUUAGGAACUUACUUCAAUUGCAUAAUGUUCAUGGUGGCAAGCAGUGUCGUCCUAACUGUUCUUGUCCUAAACUAUCACCAUCGCAAACCUGACAAUUACGAGAUGCCGAAUUGGACGAAAACCGUGUUUUUACAAUGGCUCCCUUGGAUACUGAGAAUGGACCGUCCCGGCAAGAAAAUCACGAGGAAGACGAUUCUCAUGAGCAACCGCAUGAAAGAGCUGGAACUUCAGGAGCGGAGCAGCAAAAGCCUACUGGCCAACGUUUUGGACAUAGAUGACGAUUUUCGACACAUAAACAGCGGCCAAAACCCCACGUCCACUUACCUGAGGUACUUCACGCACCACAUCACAAAACUACACUAA